This is a messenger RNA of Xyrauchen texanus (razorback sucker), 2204 nucleotides long. Its product is annotated as septin-2. Gene Ontology annotation, molecular function: GTPase activity; molecular adaptor activity; GTP binding. The transcript has 13 exons. The record is from RefSeq and is a predicted model, not a curated record. Bases 128 to 1249 code for a protein of 373 amino acids. Gene Ontology annotation, biological process: cytoskeleton-dependent cytokinesis; cell division; regulation of exocytosis. NCBI's taxonomy places the organism in Eukaryota, Metazoa, Chordata, Actinopteri, Cypriniformes, Catostomidae. Gene Ontology annotation, cellular component: septin complex; septin ring; synaptic vesicle.
AAACGCUUCAUUCUUCACAUUUGUGCAGUUCCGGAAUCUCAGGAAUUUGGGUUGUUCGUCUAAUCAAACUCACUGCUGUGCUGAACUCAAGGUUUACAGAGACUAAAAGGUUUAGUUCGAGUUCAAAAUGUCUCAAGCAGAGAAACUGAAGCAGGGACAGUUUACAAACCCAGAGACUCCUGGCUAUGUGGGAUUUGCAAAUUUACCAAAUCAGGUGCACCGGAAAUCAGUAAAAAAGGGCUUUGAGUUCACUCUCAUGGUGGUGGGCGAGUCAGGUUUGGGGAAGUCCACUCUGAUCAACAGCUUGUUCCUCACUGAUCUCUACCCUGAGAGAGUUAUUCCUGGUGCUGCAGAGAAAAUUGAGCGCACCGUGCAGAUCGAGGCCUCUACUGUGGAGAUUGAGGAGCGUGGAGUGAAACUUCGUCUUACUGUUGUCGACACGCCUGGAUAUGGAGAUGCCAUCAACAGCCAGGACUGUUUCAACACCAUUAUCUCAUACAUUGAUGACCAGUUUGAGCGGUACCUGCAUGAUGAGAGCGGACUGAACCGCAGGCACAUCGUGGACAACCGGGUGCACUGCUGCUUCUAUUUCAUUUCCCCUCUGGGUCAUGGGCUGAAGCCUCUUGAUGUCCAGUUCAUGAAGGCCAUUCACAAUAAAGUGAAUGUUGUUCCUGUUAUUGCUAAAGCAGAUACACUGACCUUGAGGGAGAGAGAGAGACUCAAGCGCAGGAUUUUGGAUGAAAUCGAUGAGCAUGGCAUUAAAAUCUAUCACCUCCCUGAUGCUGAGUCAGAUGAGGAUGAAGAUUUCAAAGAGCAGACCAGGAUUCUCAAGGCCAGCAUACCAUUUGCAGUGGUGGGAUCCAACCAGCAGAUUGAGGCUAAAGGGAAGAAGGUGAGAGGGCGUUUGUACCCGUGGGGUGUGGUGGAGGUGGAAAACCCUGAACACAACGACUUCCUGAAACUUCGCACCAUGCUAAUCACCCAUAUGCAGGACCUGCAGGAGGUGACUCAGGACCUUCAUUAUGAGAACUUCCGCUCAGAACGCCUCAAACGGGGCGGCAGGUUGUCCUCCCAUGGUUACAUUCUGCCUCUGUCGCCUGCGAAGGCUCCAGAGCCAGAGGAAAUGGACAAAGACAUGAUCUUGCUGGAGAAGGAGGCUGAGCUGAGGCGGAUGCAAGAGAUGAUUGCUAAGAUGCAGGCACAGAUGCAGAAGCAUGGAGAUGGCGAUGGAGAUGGCCCACACCAGUGAGGAACAUGAUGCUGACCUGUUAUUUGGCCGUGGACCAGUCAGAAACAGAACGGUAAAAGAGGAAGUGAUGCUAAAUUUUGAGGAGGAGUAGAGACGCGUCCUUAACUCACCAUGCUUGCCAUUUUCUUAGUUUCUUUCACUCUUAUAUGAAUUAAUGUUUUUUGUAAGCAGUAUUAAUGUUUUAUAUAUAUAUAUAUAUAUAUAUAUAUAUAUAUAUAAAAUUAGAUGCUGUUUCUAAUUUCCAUUUAUGUUUCCCAAUACAUUGUGAUGCCAGUAACCAAAAUGAAGAACACCCAUCAGCUGAAGUUAAAGGGAUAGUUCACCCAAAAAUGAAAAUUUGCUUAUCAUUUACUCAUCCUUGUGCCAUUCCAGACGUGUAUGAAUCUCUUUCUUCUGCAGAACACACAUUAAGAUUUUUAGAAUAAUAUCUCAGCUCUGUAGGUCCAUAAAGUGAAUGGGUUCCAAAAUAUUGACAUUCCAAAAAGUACAUAUAAGCAGCAUAAAAGUAAUCCAUAUUAUUCCAAUUUUUUAAUCCAUGUGUAAUAUGAUGUGUGGGUGAGAAUCAGAUUAAUAUUUAAAUCCAUUUUGUUCUUUAGAAAUUCUUCUCUUUGCGCAGUAAGGGGCGUAUGCAUGAAGAAUGUGAAUCACCAAAAACACAGGAAGAAAGUGAAGGUUAAAGUGGAGAUUGACUGAUCAGGCAGGGUGAAUUUAUAGUAAAAAUGGAAACACACCUAUCAUAUUGCUUCAGAAGACAUUGAUUUAACCAUCAAAGUCGUAUGGAUUAAUUUUAUGUUGACUUGUGGGAUUUUUUUUGGAGCUUAAAAAUUUUGGCAUUCAUUUUUGGCAUACAUUGUAUGGGCCAAAAUUGCAAAAUCUUAAUUUGUGUUCUGCUGAAGAAAGUCAUACACAUCUGGGAUGGCAUAAGGGUCAGUACAUAAUGAAAAAAAAUUUUUUU